UCCAUAGUAGCACCCUGGGUCUGGUGGACGACGACUCAGGAUUCUUCAAGCUGUGGUUUCUUGUUUCUCAAUAUUUUUUUCCUUGAAUUAUAACCGCAUACCAUCACUUGAACUAACCUUUCGCAUCAAACUCCGACAUGGCGGAUUCAUCGUUACUUUUCGACGACUUGUUUACGAUAACGAAUGUGGAUAAAGAUGGAAAGAAGUUCGACCGAGUUUCACGAUUGAAUGCAUCCUCGACAAAUCAUUCGAUGACCCUAGUACUAGACUUCAACGUUGAAUUAUACCCACUCAAAGUUGGAGAUUCGUUCGCACUGGCACUCUCUUCAAGUCUGACACCCGAAGGCGAGAAGGAUAGCGGGAUUGAAACUCAAAGUUGGAGGCUUGAAGAAGGGAAGGGUGGACUAGCCGACGAAUAUGAAUACGUCAUGUAUGGCAAACUCUACAAAUUUGACUCAGGUGCCUCAGAUUCUGUGACGGCUUACAUCUCAUUUGGUGGACUAUUGAUGGCUCUGACCGGUGAUUAUCGGCAUCUCGAUCGACUGACGGUCGGACAAAUGGUGUUUUUAUUGAUGAGAAGAUAGCCAAAAACAACGAAAAAUAUUGUUAAUGAAUGUAGUAAUAAUGAUCAAAAGAUAAGCGUAACUAGCCACCGGACACCUGAGAACCCUACCUGGGUACAACUAAAAGAUAGACUACCAGCAGACCGCGAAGCCACUGGCAAUCUACAGCUCUAAGGGUUUCUUUUCUUGGAAUAAGAUUGGUUUAAUUAAAUGUCCUAUGAUAUUGGAGGGCUACAGUUCAAUCGUGGAAAGCGGUUGAGAAGCUCAACUCAGACCUAGUAGUAGUCCCCAAAGCCAAACAAGAGACCGGUUUUGGUUACAGCAAAGACUCA
Puccinia graminis f. sp. tritici CRL 75-36-700-3 is the source of this 895-nucleotide messenger RNA. RefSeq names its product DNA-directed RNA polymerase II subunit H. Gene Ontology annotation, molecular function: DNA-directed RNA polymerase activity. Bases 138 to 584 code for a protein of 148 amino acids. The transcript is spliced from 4 exons. NCBI's taxonomy places the organism in Eukaryota, Fungi, Basidiomycota, Pucciniomycetes, Pucciniales, Pucciniaceae. Gene Ontology annotation, biological process: DNA-templated transcription. Gene Ontology annotation, cellular component: RNA polymerase II, core complex; RNA polymerase I complex; RNA polymerase III complex. The record is from RefSeq and is a predicted model, not a curated record.